UUAUAAAAGGGAGGUCUUUGCUCUCACUCCCAGCAGAGCUGCCUCUAUUGGGACAAGACUCAUCCCCUGAAUUAGAGACAGAUCGGCCUGUGUCUUUGUAGUCAGCAUGGGUCACCUUUCGUCCUUCCUAGCUCUGGUUGUUUUGCUGGGCAUCUCGGUGUGUGUGGGUCGCCCCAGGGGCCGUAUUCUUGGGGGCUACGAAGCUCCUCCCCACCUGAAACCCUACAUGGCUUCCCUGCAGGUGGAUGGGAAGCAUGUGUGUGGCGGGUUCCUGAUCGCCGAGCAGUGGGUGCUGAGUGCGGCUCACUGCCUGGAAGACAAGUACGGCAAGCCGUUCCAGGUCCUCCUGGGAGCCCACUCUCUCUCGCAGCCAGAACCGCACAAGCGCCUUUAUGGGGUGCGUGCGGAGAUCGGCCACCCCGGCAGCAGCAGGGACACCUACGAUGAUGACCUCCUUCUCCUCCAGCUAGAGGAGAAAGCGCUCCUCAACGAGCAUGUGAAGAUCCUGCCCUUCCAGAGACAAGACAGGGAUGUCCCGGCUGACACCAAGUGCGAGGUGGCCGGCUGGGGUGAAAUGAGCCACAGCGGGAAGCUGCCUGACAAAUUGCGGCAGGUGGAGCGUCCGGUGAUCAGCCGGGAGAAAUGCAACCUAAGGAUCCACCACGACAACACCAUCACGGAGAAGAUGAUGUGCACUGACUCCAAGAAGAAGGACACCUGCCCGGGGGAUUCCGGCGGGCCACUCGUUUGCAAUGGGAUCGCCGAAGGGGUGGUGGCUGCCGGCUCUCGGGUCUGUGGGAACUACAAGAAGCCUGGAAUCUACACCCGGAUCCCCCCCUACGUCGACUGGAUCGAGAGAGUCAUCGCUUCAACUAACUGGGAAUGCACCGUAGGGGCUCUGUUUUCCCAAGUCCUUGCAGCUGGGACAGGCGAUGAGCAUGAUGGAGCACGAACUCUGCUGUUAGACUUGGCCUCAUCCCACCUUCUCUCGCACCUCCUCUGUGCACGGUUCUACUCUCUGUGGCUCUGUGGUUUCCGUUUUUGCAGAGAAAGCACCUUCAUGCUGAUCCAAGCAAUUUGCUGCCCCCUUCAAAGGCAUAAGAGCCCAGCCGCGUUGUUAUUUCAGCCCAGUCCCGCUUCGAGGACACAGGAGAUGGAGGGAUACUGUAUUGUCCUAUUGGGGCUGCUGCUGGUGGGUUCCAGCCAUGCAGGUAAGCAGGAUGCUCUGAUCCUCGGGGGACGCAAAGUGGUGAAUCACUCCAGGCCCUACAUGGCCAUCCUGGAAAGCGAUUAUAAGGAAAUCCUGUGUGAUGGGUUCCUGAUCCAGCCAGAGUGGGUGAUGACCGCAGCCCAUUGCAGGAGCUCCAGAAACUUUCGAGUCCUGAUUCUGCUGGGGGUUGAGCUGCUGAGCGACUCGUCCAACCACUUAUGGGACAUCGCAAAGUUUCAUCCGCACCCUCAUUACAACCCGAUCACCUGGAAAAAUGACAUCAUGCUGGUCCAACUGAACAACCCUGUUCCCUACAAUAAAAAAGUCCAACCAGUGAAACUCCCACAGCAGGACAGGGAGAUCCCCAGCACGGCUGCCUGCAGCACUGCGGGCUGGGGACCCACCAGGGAUGGCGGGAAGCGCAGCACGAAUCUGCGGGAGGUGAACGUCACCUUGGUUCCUAGGGACUCUUGCACAUCAGUCUACAAACGGAAAAUCACCAGGAAUAUGAUCUGUGCUGGGAACAAGGAGCACAACACCUGCCAGGGAGACUCGGGCGGGCCGCUGGUUUGCAACGGCGUGGCUGAAGGCGUGGUCUCCUUCGGCAGCAAGGAAUGUGGCAAGACCCCAACGGUUUAUACCAAGAUCUCCAGUUACCUGCCGUGGAUCAACAAAGUCAUCAAGUCGGCCUGUUAGAGGAUCCAGGGGAGCUGCUUAACCCCCAUCCUUCCUGGCCAGCAACAUCUCCCUUCUGUGAAUCCUGCCCCAGCACCCCCACCAGGAAUGGCUCCCUCACCCUGCUCCCCAAGGGCUGCUAAGAACCCCACCCGCACUUGACUCUAUUAAGAAAAACACAAGCUGAGUAUGUGCUUGCUUUAACCACUUUAUUGCUGAACAGGACAGCAGGGGCUCACCCCAGCUGGGUCUGGUGGGCUCUGAUGGUGCACAGGAUAAUGCUGCUGGGGACCCAGGCCUGUCCUAAAGGCAGUGAAAGGAUUUAAUGGGGAAGAGAGGUUUUUACAUCUAGAUAAUCCAGUCUGGGAGAGUAAUCAUUUGUUCUCUGUUUAAUUCAGUGGUGACAGUGAUCAGUGCGAGUUAGUGGCUGCACCACUGGGGAUAAGAGCUUAUUACAGCUAGCAGGGUUACUCCUUUAGCUCAAGCAGUAGACACACAGCCUUUAGCACUAGGGGUCAGGUGUUUGGUCCCCAGUGACAACACCAGAGGAUGAUUGGGUGUCCAUACCCCACCUUCCCAAUCUCAGCCUGCCCACUGAUGCUACCGAAACUGGCCAUUGCCUGACCCCUGUUACAAUGGCUAGGAAGGGCUCCUGAUACUUCUCACCUUUAUUUGGCCCAUGCAAACUCAGGAUUUCAUUUCCUUUGUCCAUAGUUUGUUCCACCCACCUGCUAUUUCUUGUCCUAUAUAACUUGUAAAUUCUUUGGGGCAGGGACCAUCUCUGUGUUUGUACAACAGCUGGCACCAAGAAGCCCUGAUUCUAUUUUUGGAAGCUGCCAGGCCCUACCUGAAAUGCACAUAAUAAAUAACAAUAUCCUGCUGCUAUUUUGAUACAAUGAAGCCUUUUGUUUUUCACUGUGAAAAAUGCUUUCUGUCUGAUCCUAAUAAAUCUGCUUCAUACCUGG
Messenger RNA from Dermochelys coriacea (leatherback sea turtle), 2850 nucleotides. RefSeq names its product complement factor D (gene CFD). The record is from RefSeq and is a predicted model, not a curated record. Gene Ontology annotation, biological process: proteolysis. The transcript is spliced from 10 exons. NCBI's taxonomy places the organism in Eukaryota, Metazoa, Chordata, Testudines, Dermochelyidae. Gene Ontology annotation, molecular function: serine-type endopeptidase activity. The coding region runs from base 107 to 1906 and encodes 599 amino acids.